Molecule: messenger RNA, 1024 nt
Organism: Asparagus officinalis (garden asparagus)
Lineage: Eukaryota; Viridiplantae; Streptophyta; Magnoliopsida; Asparagales; Asparagaceae
Product: thioredoxin-like 1-1, chloroplastic
Exons: 4
Coding region: 113-886 (257 amino acids)
Biological process (GO): cell redox homeostasis
Source: RefSeq, a predicted model, not a curated record
CAACGCCCACCACCUUCGCUGUUCUCCCAUUCGUCUCUCUCCAACGCCGCAACCACCCAUCUCCUCAUUUUUUGUUUUGUUUUUUGCACUCUGUUUUGCUCUGUUUGUUGCCAUGGCAUUUUCUCUGUGUCAUGGUUUUUGUGUUUCUUGUCCCCAUGAAUUGGCACUAGAGAAAAAGGUAAUUGUUGGGUCUUCAGACGCUUUAGUUUGCAAGAACGAGUUCAGAGGAAACCAGCUCGUGCUUAAACAACAGAGCGGUUUAGAGAGAUGGGUUCCCAAAGAAACCCACUCUCCUUUCUCUAUUAGUGCUCAGGCUUCAAUCUGUGUCCCUAGAGCUAUGAGAUGGUGGGAGAAAACGAGCAAGCCAAACAUGACGGAGAUCAAAUCUACGCAACAUCUCGUCGAUUCAUUGUUGGGUGCCGGAGAUAAGCUUGUCAUAGUUGAUUUUUACUCCCCUGGAUGCGGAGGCUGCAAAGCUCUGCAUCCGAAGGUGAAACCCCCCAAAUCCAUAUGUCAGUUCGCAGAACAACAUCCAAACGCGACGUUUCUCAUGGUUAACUACGAGGAGCACAGGCCCAUGUGCCAAAGCCUACACGUUCGCGUGCUACCCUUCUUCAGGUUCUACCGAGGGGCUCGAGGCCGCGUCUCGAGCUUCAGUUGUACCAACGCAACGAUAAAGAAGUUUAGGGACGCUCUGGGUAAGCACGGAGCAGAAAGAUGCGGCCUCGGACCAGCGAAAGGAUUGGAAGAAUCAGAGUUGACGAGUUUAGCUUCGAAGAAAGGGACCAAUUUCAGCUAUCCGUUGAGCUCUUCGCCGCCUGGAGAUUUUAGCUUUUAUUCAGAUUCUGAGGGAAGAACCGACAUGGCGAUGGCGAGCCCGCGUUGAUCCAUCGGUUUCUUGUUAAUUAGGAGUGUACAUAAUUCUACAUCUGGGGCUCUGUGUUUUUCUGUGAGAGCCCCGGUUUCAAUAAGUUGUGUUCAGGCUGUGUUGACGAAAUGAAAAGAGAUUGAUUUUGUUUGAUUU